UUGCUCUGCAGCUGCACUGUAGUGUUUCUCCAGUGCGGUAGGCGGCAGCCAGCAGUUUCCGGCUGCCUUCGAAAUUUGGAGGAGAAAGGCAAACUCUUCAUGCAACGGGGAUAGCUAGCGCUUUCAGUGGUUUGUGUUUGCUGCUGAAUUUAACUGCUGGAAAAAAUACAAAAUGACCAAGCUGCAGCUUCUGCACCGCGCGCUGAACGAGCGCCUGAUGGCGGCGGUGGAGCAGAUCAUGGAGAUGGUCGGCGGUACGGUGCUGGAGUACGAGGAAGAGACGAUCCGAGCACGGAAAGAAAACGAGGUUCUGAGACGGAGGCUCCGGUGGAUGGAGGGGGCAAACCGAGCCGACUGGCCAGGCCCAUCAGAACCUGUUACGCUUUCUACUACGGACGAGGCCAAUCCAUCCCGGCAAGAUGAGGGUGCUGUCAACUUUGGAUUUGAACUUGAAUCAGAAGCUCUUGUGAUCAAAACAGAGUCGACUGAUCUCCCCCUGUGCAGCGUCGCCACAUUACCUCAAAGCGUUGAUCAGGGACCUGACAAUGCCGGGACAGGUGCUGGUAUUGCCUAUGGCCUGGUGGACAGCAUGACCUGGGACUCUUCCCAAAGUUACAUGGCUCCUCUGGACUUUGAUCCAACUUCAGGUCCCAGCAGGGUCCGGCACUGGGGAGGACAGAACAGAAGGCAGAGGAUGUCCUUUGCCUGUCCAGACUGUGGUAAAGUCUUUGGAAAUAAACAAAGGCUGAUGGUUCAUAUGCGCAUUCAUUCCACCGAGAGGCCUUAUGCGUACCGCCGGCGCAAGGCGUGCUUCUACGGUGACAAUAAGAAAAAGAGGAAGCUGCACAGGCUCUCUCAGCUGUCAAGAGAAAUUGUGGAGGAUCUGUCAGAUGGCUCUGAGCAGACGAACAGGAGUAGUGCAUCACCUGAAACUACUGCACCAGGCCACGAAGAAGAGCCUGAGAGUGACCAAACAGGAAGUGAUAAAGAACCAGAAAAGAGAAUUAACACCUCUGUGCGGAAUCGGCGCGAAAAAAAAAGAGUUGUAAACCAGAUGUGUCGGUGCCCUCAUUGCCCUCAUCGGGUGUUUGCUCGGCCCUGUCAGUUAGCCUUGCACAUGAAGACCCACACAGUCACAGCUCUUGUCAACCUGCCCACCCAAGCACAGUCAGGAACUCAGGAGAUAGUGGAUGCAAACAGGAAAUUACCCAAGAGGCGAAGAAAAAAUGAUGUGAAGAAGGUGGCCAAAGUUGCUGACAAAAGUGAGUUCCAUUGUCCAGACUGUGGCAAAGUCUUCUUUCAUGCAAGCCGGUUGCGUGUCCACAUGAAGUCCCAUAAGACCAAACGGGCUUUAUUACGCAAAACUCAGCCAAAGAAGAAUGAGCUGACCAAAGAAGGAACAAUGGAGGCAGUGCCUAAAACUAUAGAAGUACAGAAUGUGAAGGAGGUAAAGAAAAAAUAUGCCUGCCCGCAUUGUAAUAAAGUGUUUUCUCGCGAAGGAUGGCUGAGGCCACACAUUCGUGCUCAGCAUGGGGAUGUAAAGAUCAGGAAUGAUUACUUUAACGUGUAUGGCAGUGGCCGUACAAGGUCACAACAGCUUGUCACCAAGCGAUUACGUAAGCGCAAAACUCAGAAACGGGAAGUCACUAAGAAGAUGAGUCUGAAUAGCCAGAUAACUAAAGGAUCAAGAACGGACAAGGUUAAACCACGUCAAACAAGUGAUGAGUCCAUCCUGGCUGUUGAUGUGCCAACAUUCAGAAAAGAUCAGGAUGAAGAAAGUAUAGAUCUUCCUAUAUUGAGCACAGAUGAGGCUGAAGAAAGUGAAGAUCUUCCUAUGAUGGGCACAGAUGAGGCUGAAGAAAGUGAAAAUCUUACUAUGACGGGCACAGAUGAGGCACAACAAAGUGCAGAUCUUCUUAAAACAGGCACAGAUGAGCCACAACAAAGUGCAGAUCUUCUUAAAACGGGCACAGAUGAGGCACAACAAAGUGCAGAUCUUACAAAAAUGGACACAGAUGAGGCACAACAAAAUGCAGAUCUUCUUAAAACGGGCACAGAUGAGUCAGAGAACACUUCUGAGCAAUCAAAGGACAUCUCAGGCUCGGACUGUGGAACAUCAAGCACUAAAUAUCUGAAGAGGAUGUUUCCAUGCAAAGUAUGUGGCAAAGACUUUGUUCUGGAGAAGAAGCUAAAGAAGCACUCAAGGAAACAUAUAGGACGUAGGUUACAAGAUGAAAAGAAAAGGAGAAGAGAGCAAGCUAAAAUGGAAAUGGAGCUUACGGAACGUGAAAAAAGUAAAUGGGAGGAAAAAAAGACGCUUGAUGAGAUGUCAAAAAGUAAUCACAACCCAAAUACUACGCAGACACCUCAUGGAUCCCCAAACAAAGACUCGUUACAGAAAAGCAGAACCAGAGGUCAAGGGCCACUACCCUGCCCAUUUUGUGGCAAAGUUUUUGCUUGGGAAAUGCGGCUAAUGAUGCAUAUGCAGAUUCACUGUGGUGAGAAACCGUACGCCUAUCGGCAGCGCAAGAAACGUUUUUAUGGUGUCCUGAAAAGGGGCCAACUCCCGAAAAUCCAUAAUCAGGAGCCUUCGGGGGACAAAAGUGAUGAGUCUGAAGAAUCUGGGAGUGAAGAGACGGUGAAUAAGGACGGAUCUGCACAUCUGAACAGCAAUGCAACCCAUGCAGUGUCUGGAGCUCUCGAAAGCAGUACAGCUAUUGAGCAGCCUACCACCUCUUACAAGAGUAAUCAAAGAACCAAAACCGAGCUGGUCAGUGACAUCUUGAGCCACUUCAAUAUGCAGCCCAGGAUUGUUCUACAACCAAUUAUGACUGCAUGCAAGUACUGGAGCUCAGUGCCUGGGGUAGCUGACUUAAAAUCAGGUUGCUCUGAAAAAAGUAGUGGCUUUGAUCAUGAACAAACCUCAGUACGGGUUGAUGAUGAAAUGGUGGAUGCUGUGGAAGAUACAAUUGUGGAUUCCAAUCUUUGCUCAUUGCCAGUGGAGUUCUCUGGUCAUGGCAUCCAAAACAAGCCUGAAAUAUGCUACACUGAGACAGAAAUAGUCUCUGCGAGGGUUGGAUCUCCACAGCGUGAUUCGGAGGUAGAGCAUGACAAAAUUGGGGGCUCACUGGCCUUUGAAUCCUCUGAGGGAAAUAACGCAAAGAGUCAACAAAAAGACGAUUGCAACUUUAAUUUUCCUGUUGUUUCAGAAAACACAGCCAGAGACCAGGUAUCACUUAUAGUAAUAGAUGAUGAACUAGAGCAAUCAGAUGAAAGAACUGCAGCUGAAAAUGCUCCGUCUGAAUGUGGAAGAACAAAGUGUGAUUGGAAGUGUGAUUGUAAGAACAUUUCUGCUAUGAAAUUAACCGUAAUGCCACAGAGUAGCGUUUUAGAAUCUUUGUUCAAGGAAACUAGUUCUGGCACCAUGCAGAAGAACAUUGACUCAAAAUUAGUUUGUGUUGUCCUCUCAGAUGUUGAAGACAAUGUUGAUGAAGAUGUGUUGAGACCCUCCAAAGGUUUAGAUAAAAAGAGCAUUCAAAAUGAACAAUUAGAUGUGGGGAGCACACCUGGCAAAAAUCCCUCCAGUGACUCCAACUCUCCAGCUCCAGAUGCAACUGAAUCUACCAAAUCUAUUGAUGGUGCCUCACAACAUACUGAUGAUCAGAGUAUCUCAGUCAGAGACCAGAUGGCCUUUACUGCCAUCAGACAAACAGAGGACAGGCCCACGAGUUCAGAGGAGAGAAUAUCAUGUCAAACAUCUGAUAUGGUAUUUGCUGGUCAAGAAUCUCUGUUGGACGUUAAUGCUGACAAGGACCUGCUAGACAUGGAGACUGUCAGUAGCGGUGAGAGAAAAAAUAAGAUACUGGGUCUGAACAACCAGAUGUCAGAAUCUGUUCUGGAUGAUUCAACUGACAACUCUGAUAUCUCAGGGAAGAAUGAAGCUUCUGUACAAAAUGUGAAAACCAAUGAGUUAUUUGUGAAAAGUUCUGAAGAAUUCGAAAUGCCGUCAGACUUUCUCACAUCCCAUCAAACUUCUGACGUUAGAUGCAAGACUGCAGUGAGCGGUGGAGAACAAAAAAAAAGUAAUGCAAGCACUAUAUUGUCGGUUUUGUGGGAAGGCAUGUAGAAAGAUAUGACUGCAUCUAAAGUGUGAUAAUGUAAGAGAACCUGAAGUGGUAAAAGCUUUAAGUCUUGACAAAGACUGUAAAGAAGGGAAACAGUUAUUGAGCAGUUUUGCUAUUAAAAAAAAACUUCAACCAACCUAGAGAUUCUAAAAUGGAUUGUGAUGAAGACAUUGUUUACUGCAUUUUUUGCCAGGAGUCUUAUCGAUGGAAUAAAAUUCAGGAGCAUGCUCUUAUAUGCAAGCACAACAAGAAUACAGUUGCAUCCAGCAAAAGUCAGCAAAUUUUUUAUGCAGAAUUGGGAAACCUUGCUCCAGACACUAUCAGCAUAUCCAGACCUUUAGAGCCAACUAAUGUUCCUUUAUCAGUUCUCUCAGAUUUAGUCAAUUGCCCUAUUCCAGAAACUAGGAUAUAUAAGGCGAAGGAGAACCAUGCUUUAGUGUCAGAUCGUCCCCAAAUUCUAUACACUAGUGAUAGCCCAGCACAGAAGAUUUGUGAUCUGAAACCCUCAAGCCCUUCGAAUCUUGACUCUUGCCAGAGUGCUGCUCUGAAAACAUAUCAUCCGGAGGUGGAGGUGCCUACUGUUUCUAACAUUGACAGCAGCGUAGCUCAAAUUGAUCUUGAUGCGCAAUUAUUAAAGCCAUCUGUUCUAGAAUUUUGUCAGGGUUCCGCAAUAAAUCCUGCUCAUUUGGAAUCUUCAUUUAGUACAUCACGGAACCCUGAUGUGGAGAUACUAGAACCACCCACACUAGAUUCCUGUCAAACAACACAAGUCGUAGAAUCUACAGUUCCAACCCUUCCUAUUUCAAACUCUGGUUGCAGUGUUCUUCAGCAGUCCCUUAUAAAACAAACAGAUCAUCCCCGACUUGUGAACCAACCAUUUUCUUCAGAUCCAGUAGUGUCUUGUGAUCUAGAACCUGAUGGUUAUUCUUCUUGUGCUACUGGGUGUUGUGACGACCUUAAGCUCUCUUCAAAACCAAAGGUUCCUUCAAGUCCUGCAUCCUUAAGCACUUAUCCAGAAUACAAUUCAGAAUCAAAAUGUACUCUUAAUCUAGCUGUGUUUGAUGAUACAUAUUUGAUCAGUAAUGAGAGAGAGCAAACCCAAGAUUCAGAUGUAGAAAGGAACAUCUUCAUGGCCUCUGAUGUGCAUCCAGAAACUGAAAGUCAUUCUCCAGAUCCUUAUAGAUGUAACAUUGAACAAACCCAGUGUCAGCAGCCUGAAAGUAUUGAAAGUCCAGAUGUUGGCAGAAUUGGGAAUCAGCCAACAGCUGAUCUAGAAUUCAACUCAAUUCCUUCAAUUCAAGAAAUCAAAUCCCGAGCCGUAAAAGACAUGUCUUACCUUAUAUUCCAAGAGUGUGAUCUACAAGAAGACCCUGAGAAGAUCUCUGACAAGCGAGCAGAAGAGAAAAAGAGUCUUCCAGAUCAGCUGUCUGAAAGAGGAGUCAAAGAAAAGUUGUCCAAGCUCUCAUUCUCAGGGUCCUGAAUGCCAAACCAACUCCACAGAUGACAACUCCAGCGUAUUCAAGAUGCAACACUGCUGUUACUGCAAGCUGCCACAUCAUAGAAUGAUGGAUCAUCUUCAGUCAGUUCAUCCUUUUGAACCACAGGUGGCAAGAGCUCUCACAUUUGACAAGAGCUCACAAGAGAGGAAACAACUUUUGAACCUUAUACAAACUAGGGGAAAUAUUCUACACAACACAAAUGUGGUUCAAAGUAGUAAACAAGAUUCAAAACCAUUUGGGAAGUUUGCAUCGGUUUGUUCAUUUGAUGAUAGUGUUUAUUGCAUCUACUGUUUAGGGUUAUUUAACAAGAAGUCUUUUGCUUCACAUUUAGAGAAGUGCAAGGGCAAAUCUACUUACAGUGCUGAGGCUAGCUGUGGUGAAAUGCUUCCUAAUGCUGGGCCCAUUCCUCCAACUCCUACACUUAUUUCCCCUUCUAGUCCAGAAGAGAUUGAUGCCAAUGUAGAACCAUCAGGUUUUCAUUGCCUAAAUACCCUCUAUGAAGCCGAUUUUGAAAAUGUACAAGGAAGUUCUUCCCUUCCAGACCUCAGCUGCAAUGAACAACCAGACAUCUCAAGUCCAAAUGAGAAGUUUAGAAACAAUAGACAGGCAGAGGGUGCCAUUUUACAAUUCAGAUGUUCUCCUAAAAAUGAAGUAGGUAAUUCUCCUAAUCCAAGCACUGGUCAAGAAUCAACAGACUAUAAUGGAGUAACUCUCCCAAAGUGUGAUGUUGAUCAAGAAAGGGCUAUGACACCAACAUCAGACACCAGCUCCAACGGUCCUUACCCAGAAUACGACGUUCUCAGAAAUGAUUAUCCAUGUGAUGAUUUCAGUCCACCUCAAAAUGCCCAAACUGUGUGUAAUGACACACCUAAGAGUAGCGUGAAAGCCCAAACUUAUGGAACAUGCAAGAAGAGGAGGAGGAAGAGGCGCUCACGUGUCCAUAAUCAGGUGAGAGGCCAUUCUGGUGCCAUCAGUGUAAUAUGGGCUUUAUCCAGAAAUAUCAACUUUUAAAGCACACAUUUGCAUGCCAUGGGGACACACCAGAUCAGGAAAAACUGAAAAGGGCAAAGAGAUCAAUUCAAGAUGAAGAGACGUCAGUGAGGGAUGAAGCUAGUAUAGAGCCAGCAACAAAGAGUCUUGAGGAUUUACCAAAUGCUGUUACAGACGACACGGGGGAAAAAGUUGCAGACACAAGGCAAGACACAGAGGUGAGAGAGUUCCAUUGGGAUGAAGCAGAACACAGUACAGUCAAAGACUGUGACACGGAUUGCUAGAAGUUAUUGUUUACAUCUUAGUGUUGUUUUUUAAUGUAAAUAUGUUUUACAAUGUUGUCUCAAUCUGUUGGGUUCAAUACUUUUACGGAUUGAUUACUUUCAGCCUGCUGUAUUGUGCAGAUCAUAGCAUAUGUUUAUUAAUUAACUUAAGAUUGAGAAUAAAAAAAUGUUA
Messenger RNA from Onychostoma macrolepis, 7069 nucleotides. RefSeq lists its product as uncharacterized. Bases 173 to 4126 code for a protein of 1317 amino acids. Gene Ontology annotation, cellular component: nucleus. Gene Ontology annotation, biological process: regulation of transcription by RNA polymerase II. The transcript is spliced from 14 exons. The record is from RefSeq and is a predicted model, not a curated record. NCBI's taxonomy places the organism in Eukaryota, Metazoa, Chordata, Actinopteri, Cypriniformes, Cyprinidae. Gene Ontology annotation, molecular function: DNA-binding transcription factor activity, RNA polymerase II-specific; RNA polymerase II cis-regulatory region sequence-specific DNA binding.